Messenger RNA from Marmota flaviventris (yellow-bellied marmot), 3894 nucleotides. RefSeq names its product tumor protein D52 (gene Tpd52). NCBI's taxonomy places the organism in Eukaryota, Metazoa, Chordata, Mammalia, Rodentia, Sciuridae. Gene Ontology annotation, cellular component: cytoplasm. Gene Ontology annotation, biological process: B cell differentiation. The record is from RefSeq and is a predicted model, not a curated record.
AUGGAUUGUCGAGACAUGGAUUUAUAUGAGGACUACCAGUCCCCGUUUGAUUUUGACACGGGAGUGAACAAAAACUACCUCUACUUGUCUCCCAGUGGGAAUUCAUCUCCACCUGGAUCACCUACUCAGAUAUUCGGUCUGCUGAGGACACCCACAGUACCCGAGGAAGGAGAAGAUGUUGCAGCCACGCUCAGUGCCACAGAGACCCUCUCAGAAGAGGAGCAAGAAGAGCUGAGAAGAGAACUUGCAAAGGUAGAAGAAGAAAUCCAGACUCUGUCUCAGGUGUUAGCAGCAAAAGAGAAGCAUCUAGCAGAGAUCAAGCGGAAACUUGGAAUCAAUUCACUACAGGAACUAAAACAGAACAUUGCCAAAGGGUGGCAAGAUGUGACGGCAACGUCUGCAUAUAAGAAGACGUCUGAAACCCUGUCUCAGGCUGGACAGAAGGCUUCUGCUGCAUUGUCAUCUGUUGGCUCAGUCAUCACCAGAAAGCUGGAAGAUGUAAAAUUGCAAGCUUUUUCACAUUCCUUUAGUAUACGCUCCAUUCAACAUUCAAUUAGCAUGCCUGCUAUGAGAAACUCUCCAACUUUCAAAUCAUUUGAAGAAAAGGUUGAAAACUUAAAGUCUAAAGUAGGGGGAACCAAGCCUGCUGGUGGUGAUUUUGGAGAAGUCUUGAAUUCGACUGCAAAUGCUAGUGUCACCGCCACAGAGCCGCCUACAGAACAGACGCAGGAGAGCCUGUGAGAUUCCUACCUUUGUUCUGCUACCCACUGCCAGAUGCUGCAAGCAAGAUCCAAGCACAUCUUGUCAACAUUCAUUGCCAUGAAUUUCUACCAGAUGUGCUUUUAUUUAGCUUUAUGUAUUUCUUUGACCAAAUAGUUUGUGGGUUAAACAAAAUGAAAAUACCUUCACCUCUACUUCUGGGAAACACCCUUUAAUGUGUAUUGAAGGUCCAUUAUUUAGGAAAUACUAUUAUAUAAAGUCACAUAUAGUACCUGGGGAUGCUCACUAGGAUGAUCUGAGAAGCUGCAGGUGAUCAUAGUUGCUUUCUUACUUUAUAAAAUUGCUCUGCAUCUGGGAUGCCAGUUUGCUCUUUUGUCUUUUAUAAGAGUAUUUUCCUUUUUGAAUCGCUGCAUAUUUGAUUCCUGACUAAAAUUGUUCUUUUAAAUUUUAUGAAUCCUGGUUAUUAAAAAUUUUAGUAUCAUUUUUUUUUACCUUAAGGGAUGAACUACGAACUACAAAAAAAUCCCAUUUUUGAAUAAACACUCCUUAAUAUAAGGUACCUAUCUUGGCUAUCUGAAGAUGCCAGACUAAAAUAAACAGUUCUACAUCCAUUUUGUUAUAACUUCAUAUGUACAGUAAUUCAAACUGCUGGGUGACUUGAGAGUAGGACCCCCAUCCCCAUAUCCUUGUUAAUUGGCAUUCGUGACAGUAAGCAUUUCAGCCUAUUAGUUAUUUCACCACUAUGUCAACUUUUUUUCAGAUUCAAGUUUAAAGUUCAGAGUAAACUGACAUCAUUCUGAGUCAAACAUACUGUAUUUCAGUAGGCCGAAAUAUGAGUGCACCCGUCAGUGUUCUAGACCUAGUUGUAAACAUGCUAAAAUCAACCACAUCAGGGAACACAUUGCUGUCUCCACUUAAUCCAUUUAGCAUCCUUUAAGUACACAAAGUUAUAUUACUGUUAAAACUUGAACAUAUUUUGGUGAUAAUUCCUGAGGAUGUAAUACAUUAAUAAAAAUCAAUUCAUUAUUCUCUACUUGUUUUCAGUGUAAGAAAUUAUAAAAUGAUACUGUAGACAUUCCCCUGCUGUGAGAGCUGUGUUGGGGCUAAUGAAUCAAAGCCUCUGGACAGAUCUGCAUAGAGGCUGAGGUUCUAACUCUACUCUGACUCACCACCACUUUUUUCUUAUGCUGUAAAUGUAAUGGCUUACAUUGUCGUAUCUAUUAUUUAUCAAGUUGUGAUUGUUUUAUUGUUUAUGCCAAAUGUUAAUUGCCAAGCUUGGAGUGACCUCAAACUUUUUUUUAAAAGCAUGACUAGAUGUCUUUAUGAUAAAUUCUUCUAAACACCAAAUUUGAAAAACCCCAAGUGGUUUUAUAAAAUAAUGUGCUGCCAUUCUUGAUUGCUAGAGCUUUUGUUAGCACUCUGAUACAGUUGAAACUAUGCUCUAUUACAUGUGAAAAACUUAAUAAGUUCUGUAUAUCAGUAGUAUAGAUCUCAAUAUCUAUUAUGAGACUAGUGUUCUGGAAAUAGUUUAUUGUAUAAAAAAAUCAACUGGUACCUCUUCUUUUAAAAAGGCAAUUAAAAAAAUAAUCCACUUUAAACCACUGCUUAAUGGUAUCAGAUUAACAUUCUCUAAUUUCCUUCUAAAGGCUUUAAGACAAAAGUUGAAGCAUUGGCCCAGAAGAGAGCUCUGUAGAAAUUUGUCACUUUAUAGAAAUAUUAUGGUUGUUCCUCAUAGCUGUUAAGUUAUUUUUUCCAACAACUAGUCUUUAAAAAAUUUGUUGUUUUUCAAUCAUCUUCAGUUCAUCACAUUGUUUCUUGGGUGUCCUGCCUUGUUCAUGUCUUUUCAACACUGCCAAAUAGAGUAAGAUGGCAAUUUCUUUAGUUGAGAGAAAUAUUCUAUCUUUUUACUGUGUGUAUGCAAAAAAAAUUAUAGAAAUUGGAAUGGGAAAUGGAAUGGGUAUAUGAAGGUGAGUACUGGAGAUGGUCAUGAAAGAACUGGAGAAUCAUUUUUUGUUUUUAUCUUGUUUGCCCCCCAGCUAAUCAUUUUGUAGACAUCUUUCCAGUCUACAAACCAACCAACCAACCAACCCUUGCUUCUUAAAAGUAAAGAAUGAGGAUGAAUUAGGAAAAUAAAACUGGAUUUAGACAUACUAUGCAAAAUGUUCUUUGUGGUAGAUUCAAUAUUAUGAGACAGAUACUUAAGAAAUUUGUAAAAGUGAUUAAUAGGAAAACCCAGAAAGAGGUCCUGGCUACUCUGUUGUGUGUUAUAUGUGACACUACAAGAAAACAGCAGGAAAGUGAAAUCUCAGAUAUUUAAGGAUUCAAGAAGUGUAACAGAAGAAAAUAUCACUGACAACAACUCUGUCUUACAAAUAGGAAUGUCUUUAAAUUAUAGAGUGUGGGAAUACUGCAUGAUUUGUAUGCUUGUAAGACCAAAGUAAUCAAUGAAGAGGGAACAAAUUAAUUGGAUUAUCAUCUUAGCAACUUAAUUACUGCAAUACAAAAAAGAAAAAAAAAACACCAAACAAUUUGGACUGUUCUUUAUCUGUUAAGAUACACACGCUGUCUAUUUUUUGUAUAAUAUUUGAAAACAAUAAAAAUUCUAUGAUUUGGGUAUGGGUUCUUUUGUAUGUAUUACCUGUCUGUGGAGGAAAGGGGUAAGUCCAUUAGGCAAACUUAACUCCAAACCUGUUCUAUCCUGGAUAUGUAAGAACCAUGACAGCUGUAUUGAAUCAAUGUUAUCAAGCAAAAAUGAGAAAGCUACAUGCUGGCUACCAAAAGGCAUUUAUGAAGUGACUAUUUGCUGCACAUGUUCCAGAGAAAAUGCUGCAUAAGGCAGUUUGUCAAAAUCAUGUUUCUUUAUAGUUAAAACCAGAUGAAAACUCUGAUUUUUGCACGUAGUGAAAACAUUUGGCCAUUGAUUAAUCAUUUUUAGUGAUGGUCCCAUAAUUAUAUAUUAGUUAUAGAGACCAUGGGUGGGUCACAAUUAAUAGAAAACAUUGCUUUUGAAUAAUCCAGCAAACUUCAAAACUUCCAUAUUCUGAUGUUGAAACUAAAAUGAAUCUAAAGGCUUUUUCAAACUCUUAGUAUGUGAGCUCUUAGAGAGCAGGGUCUGCAUGUGCCUGUCACCUGCCAGGAUUUCAUACUUCAAUAAAUGCUGUUUGGUGACUCAAA